Messenger RNA from Parnassius apollo (apollo), 1494 nucleotides. The record is from the annotation of a GenBank genome assembly. Lineage: Eukaryota; Metazoa; Arthropoda; Insecta; Lepidoptera; Papilionidae.
AUGGCAGGCGAAGAUUUUUCAAAAAUAUUUCAAAAUAAAGCCUUAGAAGAGAAAAAGAAACUUAAAGAAUUAGGCAUAUAUCAACCAAGUACUAGUAAAAUAAAAGAACAAGGCCUUGACACAAAUGAAGAGAAGGAAAUUGUGACACAGUUUGAUGCUUAUCCAGAUAUAGAAGAUAGUGAAGAAGAUGAUCUUAUAUGUGGAAGUUAUAUACGCCACGAAGAUUUCUUACCUCACAGGCAAAGAUCAAACACUACACAGUGGCUUGACAAAAAAGAACAGGCAUUAAAAAAGGCAGCUAAAAUUAAAGUUAUAAAAUGGGAGGAUGCACCAACUCAACUUACAGCUGAACAAAUGGCAGAAACCUUUGCAAAAAUGGAUAUAAAGAAGCAAGAAAAAAAGAAAUCUCUUUUGGCUGAACAGUUAGAGCAAUGCCCUGAUCUUCCCUAUCGUCAAUAUCUGGAAUAUGCAAAGUUUGAUGGAACAGCACAACUAGGGCUCCCUACAAAAUCAUUUAAAAUAUUUAUGACAAUGCUACCAGAAAAGCAUCAGAACUACCCAUUAGUUGUGUGUGUUAUUGCCAGUGCCAAAAUAAAGGAUUUAAUAGGCUUCACUUGCUAUAAGUACAGCAUUGAACACCCAGAAAUAUCACUUGGAUCUGUGCAUGACUACGGACUUUGUAUAGCAGAGGAUGAUGGAGAAGUUGACUUGGCUUUCCCCUGCUUGGAUGCCAAUGAACCUUGUUCUAAGUUUGGUUUCACUUGCCUUGGUUUAGUUGAUUUAAAAAGCAAGAUUGUUUUUGAUAGAGCUACAAGUUCGAUUCCAGAUUGCUCUGUGUUAAGUGGAGCUUUUCAUGUGUUUCCAAAAGCUUCAGAUUCUGGACAAAGCCAUCAUAACACUUCUAGACAUAACACAGGAGGGAGCUCCACUUCUGAGGCAGUAAGAAGUGCUAUCAAAGCAGUUAAUGAAGAAAAAAGAGCUGGUGGUUUGAAUUUAGACAAAAUUCAGGCACAUAUAAUUGCAACUGAAGCACCACAAUGUAAGGCCUAUAAAGUGCAUAUGUUAAGAAAAGUGCGAACAAAUACAUCAGUUCAGUUGGUGGUAUCAUUGGACAGAAUCGAAGUAGAGCCCCUUAUUACACAUAAACAUGCGUUCUGGUCAAGGUCAAAAUAUUUCCUGCAUAGUAUAGACUCUGUGGCAUGGUGUCAAAUACUGGAGUCUAAAGCCAACAAGACCACAUUUAGAAUAGUGUAUUCUCCUAGUCAUAACGCUGCCUUUAAUGACCGCACUACAGGUAAUUCAAAUUACUUCCAUCCAAACACAACAUACAAGUUUCAUGAUUUUGAAUGUGAUCAUGAUACAGCUAAGGAAAUUGUAGAAAAAAUAAACACUAUCUUAGAUCUUAGGAACAGUCCCUGUCGGCGAGAGUACAAGACUGCCAAAGACAAAAAGUUACAGACUAGACGAAGCUUUCACAUGAAACAUGUUAGUUGA